Westerdykella ornata is the source of this 1644-nucleotide messenger RNA. RefSeq lists its product as uncharacterized. Bases 264 to 1538 code for a protein of 424 amino acids. NCBI's taxonomy places the organism in Eukaryota, Fungi, Ascomycota, Dothideomycetes, Pleosporales, Sporormiaceae. The record is from RefSeq and is a predicted model, not a curated record. The transcript is spliced from 2 exons.
AUAAAAGAAGGGGUGGUAUAAAAGAAGGGGUUAUCGUGCAUUUUUGUAGAGGGAGUUUGAUGUUUGUGUUUUUUGAGAGAAAUUCUCUGAUACGACUUUUUAACCUUUUCCUGAGAGACCGUUAAGGACAAGGUCGACAUUGACCUAGGCGGACUACCGUUCUACACUUCAACACCAAGGAGAUAGCGUGAGGUCACGCAACGCAACACAAUCGGUACUGACAUAACGUACAACGAAUCCAAAGACGCAAUACAGCAGCAAAUAUGGCCCCGAAAAGAUCCAGGCCAGUUGCAACGGGCAGCCGCACUAGCCCCCGCCAAUGCACCCCACUCUUGCCCUACAACGAAAACGCCGCCCAGCAAGAAGCCCUCGCCCGCGCAGUAGCCGCGCGCGAAGCCGAAGACGCACUCAGAGCGCGGAGACGAAGGGUGACGCGCGCGCAGACCCGCGCUGCUGCCGCUCCUGUUCCCGCUGCUACGACUUCUCGAGGAGGCGGGAGAGGAAAAGCUGCUGCGGGAGCCAAAUCGAAAGCCGCACCGGCAACCGGGAAGAAGGGCGCCGCCGCCGUCGCCAGAGGUACGGCUACUGGACGUGUAACCAAGACGAAGACUGCACCGGCUGCCACUCGCGGUGGCAGAGGAAAAGCCCGUGGGACGGGGCGUGGAGGAGCGCGUGGAGGAGCGCGUGGAGGAGGUCGAGCUAAAACAGUAGCUCGCAAGACGAGAGCUCCCACGCCGUCCGACAGCGAGAGCGAGAGCGAGAGCGAGAGCGAGAGUCAGUCCGAGUCGGAGCCUGAAAUCCCCAAUUCGACUCAAAGCCACCGCUCCACGCAGCCGCGAAGCCAGCAAAGCCAGCAAAGCCAGAGCCGCUCGGCAGGCCAGCAAGCUUCCACGCAGAGGAGCGCCUCGUCCGGUCUGAGCACCGCUAAGACGAUGGCGACGCCGUCGACCAUCAGGACGACCAUGCAGCAGGCUGCCACUACCGCCGCCAACAAGUCCUCUUCGUCCCGUGCUGGAUCCAGCAACGCAAGGUCUGCGCCCUCGGCACAGCAAGAGCUACCGAACACGAUCCCCGAGACGCAGAAUGCGGAGUACUCACCCACCAUCGCGGAUUCGUCGAGUUUCAACUAUCCUCACCUUCCCUCUACAAAGAGCCAGGGCUCGCCUCCCACGCAGCAGCCCCGAAACCAGCAGGGCCAGGCCCGUCUGGCGGUUCCGACUGCUCACAAGAGCGUCUCUUCAGCUGGAGGGGGUAGAUCCGCCUCGACUAAGAGUUCCAGCUCCGGGAUGCCGCACUCGCCGCAGUCGACGUUCAGGAAUCGGGCUGCGGUUCUUGCGACGCAGGCGAAUUCGAGUGAGAAGAGGUCGGGUGAUAGCGAGACGCGGAAGACGCGCGGGGUGAGGGAUUUGUCCAAGUCGCCCGGUUCGAAGAAGAGUUCGAAGGCCAAUAAGGGGAGCAAGGGGAGUAAGGUGGGUUCAGGAAGGGUGAGUAAGAGCGCUUCUAAGGCAAGUUCCAAGUACAAGUCUAUGUCGCUGUAGAAAUCUGCGAGCUUCGAGCGGGUUGACUAAGUCAGCAAGACGGGCAACGGCGGUCGGAAGGAAGGCUGGCGCUAGCGUGGCUUAGAAUGUCGGAGUGGGGUUAGGG